GAAAUUUCAAAAGGGUUGGAAGAAAAUACUAUGAUAAUUGCAUUUACAACAUUUUUUCUAUACGUCGAUUUUAAAACUACUUCAUUUUUUUAUAAUUUAUGACCGAGAUUGUACCGUUUCUUAAAUUAAUCCAUUGUAUUUCUAAAUGGCGCAUUAAGUCCUGUGUUUCCAUAGCAACCAGUUUGAAUUUUACUGACCUCUUUGAUAUUCGUUAAAUGUUUAUGGAAUUUAUUUGUAGUAUUUUUGUGUAUUAUAUUACGAUACGAUGCAGUCAUCCGUAAAUUUUGAUACUCGAAUUAUAUUAAAUAUAAAAGAAGGUAAGGGUUUUGAAGAAAUUUCACUGCCCAUGUUAAUCAUUGCAACACUCAAUGGACAUUCUUUAGAAACUGAAAUUAUAGAACCAGACCCUAAUCCUCAAUACAAUUAUGAUUUGGUAUGGGAACUUGAUGAAAAGAAAGUACGAAAAAUGAGAUCUGGGCAAGUUCCGUUAAAGAUAGAGUAUUUUGCUGUUAAAAGUGUAGAAUGCAAAGAAAAAUUAGGGUACCUCCUACUUAAUUUACGAUCUGCACAAGUUAUUUCUAAAAAUACUGAUUCUGUUGUAUCAGCUAAUUGGCAUAAAUUAGUAGGGUCCAGAGGUCAUUUUAAAAUGCAUAAACCUGAAUUACUUUUGGCUUUAAGUGUUUGUUAUAGAGAACCUGCAACAUUAAAUUCCAAGUUGGAGUUAAAAGAUAGAGAAUUAUAUCAACAAACAACUGAAUCUUCUAAAAUAGUUCCAGUUUUGCUUCAUGAUGAACGUCUUAUACAAUUGGGUCCUAUAAAUACUUGUUAUGAAUUAUUUUUAUUGAGUAUCAAAGCUAUAUCUGCAAUGAAUUUACAUUCAUUGUUACCAACAAAUUGCACAGAUAUAAACAAUGAUUUGUAUUUUUGGUGUAAACUAUUAGAAAAUGAUAUGUACUUUAAUCGACCUAAAAAAGAUUGUGGAGACCUUUGGGUGCUUAAUGAGAAAAUUGUAAUAAGGAUCAGAAGUUCAUUAAGAGUCCUGAAAGAUUAUUUAGAGUUAAAACCUUUUUUGUUUAUAUAUCUGAAAUAUAAAGAAGAUAUUUUGGGUGAAUCAGAAGUAAAUUUACAACCGCUAGUUCCUACUGAUAGUAUUGAAGAAUUUCUCAAAAACACAGAAAGUAGUAGCAGUAUUUUACAACAACGAUGUUACUUGCGCAAAAAAAAUGAAAUUGAUGAUGCAAAAGCUAGAAAUUCAUAUCUUGAUUUGCAGCUAAAAUUGCAAUAUGCAGGAGGUAAUACAGAUGUAGUAACAGAGACUGCUAAUACUAUGAUCAGUGAUUCUCUUGUUCCUAAUUCCAUGAAAGAACUGAAAACUAAUUUAAAUCAAAUAAAAUCGCAUGCAAGUGAAAUAGAUUGCCACAGAAAUCCUGCAGGUGAUUUUGGAAAAUAUUCCACAGAUGCUCCAUUGGUUAACUUUACAAAUAAAUAUAACAAUAUAAAUAAACCAUCUCUAAAUUGUGAAUUUAACAAAAAACAGUUCAUUGAGACUGCAUGUUCACAAUCAACUGAUGUACUGCCCUCUAAUAUUAAUGACUACUCUAAUAGUGUAGAAGCAUACCACUGUUAUUGUUUAAAUAUUCGAUUUAUAGCAAUCAAAUUAAGAUCUCCUGUGCUAGUGACAAAAGCUGCAGAAAUUCGACUUCACCACCCAAAAACUGAAAUUGUAUCAACAUUUUAUCCCAACAUACCAUUUUCUUUGGGAGAGAAAAUAAAGUUACAAGAUAUAGGAUGUAAAUUACAUUUUAUAUCAGCAAUAGAUGAAAUUAAACAGUUAUUGCUAUCUUUUCCACCAAAAAUCACUAUACAUAAAGAAGAAGGAAAUUCGAAAAUAUGUAUAUGCCAAAGUAUAGUUGAUAUUAAACAAUUAUUCUAUCAAAAUAAGGCUGAAUACUUAUGUGAUGUACCAUUAUAUGAUAUGGAACAAAAUAUUGUUGGCAAUUUAGACGUUCUACUAAAUUUAGAGGAUUGUGGUCCAUAUUAUAGAAUUGGAAAAAAUGCACAAAGUGAAUAUUUAGGACCUCCUAUUUUAGAUGAUAGUUUAGCUUAUAAAAUAGUUGAUGAGUUAGAAACGUGGAAAGAAAGACAAAUGGAAAUAUUUAAAGUUGAGUUAAAAAGAAAGGAAGAUCGUCAUUUAAAUUUACUGAGUCAAGAAUGGCAAAAACAUAAAGAAAAUUUGGAAGCAAAACUUGCUUGUAGUGUUAAUCAAUGUAAAAUGCUUGCAAAUAGUUUAAGUAAUGCUACAGAAGAUUUAAAAACACGAAGAUUAAAAAGUCUUGAAAAGGAAACUAAAUUGGUGAAAGCAAACGAAGAUUUACAGUGUAGAUAUGAAUCAACCAUAAAAAAACUUAAAGAAUCAUUUCAUUCAAUGCAAGAAGAACUUACAACAAAGAUCGACAUUCUUGAGAAGAAAAAAACAACUCUAGAAGCACAAAUUGAUCAACUAAGUAAUGAAAAUGAAAGAUUACAACUGACUGUAAUGAAGCAGUCUGAAGAAUUAGAAAGUUAUCAGAAAGGUUCUUUAACACAAGAUCAAACUACAAACUUAUUACUAGAAUUAAAAAUUCUUGAAGAAAAAUUACAAAAUGCACAAGAAAAUAAAUCUUUUUUCAAAGAACAAUGGGCCAAGGCAGUUCGUGAAAUGCACUGCAUGAGAAGAGAAUUUCAAGAAGCUAGACAAGUUCAAAUAAAAAGCAGUAAGGAACAAUUGCAAAACUUGGAUUUAGAGGAGAUACUGUCUGCAGAUUCUAAUGCCUUGACUAACGACCAAGUUUUAUUGAGCGAAAUUCAAAAAGAAAUUGACGUUAUUAAACCCAAAUCAUCCUUUACUGACAAAGGCGUGUAUUGUCAAGUAUUUACACCAACUUCGGUAGAUUCGAAAAUUAUGCCGAACAGUAAUAAAAGUACAUUAAAGAAAUCGGAGGAAUAUGAUAAACGACUUCAAGCGUUACUAGAAGAACGUAAUUCUCUUCUAAAAACAGGAAGUUAUACAAUCGAUGAUACAGUUAUUAUGAAAUUAAAUGCAGAGAUAAGGUCUUUAAUGAUGAAGUAAUUACAUAUUUUUUUUAUAUGUAAUAUAUUACGAAAUAUAUCUUUAUUAACUAA
Megachile rotundata (alfalfa leafcutting bee) is the source of this 3162-nucleotide messenger RNA. It is a transcript of the gene rha, whose product is annotated as rha. The record is from RefSeq and is a predicted model, not a curated record. Lineage: Eukaryota; Metazoa; Arthropoda; Insecta; Hymenoptera; Megachilidae. Gene Ontology annotation, cellular component: centrosome. Gene Ontology annotation, biological process: positive regulation of centriole elongation; interkinetic nuclear migration.